GCUCCAUCACGCAUUGCUAGCAUUUCACCAUGAUGUCAGAGAAGGCGCGUCUCGCGUCUGGCACACGUGCUACCGCACACCAGCCGGCAGUACAUUCGACCAAACGCCACGCGAUGGGCAGAGUCUUUGCCAUCGCCGCCACAGCUUCGCUCAUCAUCUAUGGAUUGCCCCGUGUGCGUUAUGAGCCCAUACCUGUUCAGCCAAAGGAGAGCGAGGUUUGCCUGACUCCAGCUUGCAUACAUGCCGCAUCUGAAAUUUUGUACAACCUGUCUCCUGAGUACAAGGAGCUUGAUCCAUGUGACGACUUUGAGGAACUUGUUUGCGGUGGAUGGAGGGACCGCCAUGACCUCCGGGCUGACCAGGGCGAUGCCUUCACGGGCACCAUCAUGUCUGAAAACUCGCAGAUGCUGCUGCGCCACAUCCUUGAAGCACCUUACCCCAAGGAAUCAAAGCACUCUUACUUCUCGCCUAUGAAGCUGAAGUCCACUUCGAAAUCGGCAGAUGAGCAAAACUUCGACAAGAUGAAGGCUGCCUACGAUGCUUGUCUCAACGAGGACCAAAUCAAGAGCGUUGGUGUCAAGCCGCUGGUGAGCAUCUUGGAAGAGAUCAAGAAGACGUACCCUGCGGGCGCCUCCGAGUCCCAGAUCAAAGACACUAUUCUCCUUUUGGCCAAGUAUGGCGUCACCGGCCUCGUCUCCACUGGUACAGGUGCUGAUGACACCGACCCUGACACGGUUGUUGUGUCUGUCAGCCCACCCUGGAGCUUUGGACUGCCAUCCAAGGAGCGAUACCAAGAUGAAAAGCUCGUCGAGAAAUAUCGCGAUGUUGCUGUUGAAGUUCUCAAGGCUCUUUACCCGGAUCAGAAUAAAGAUGCGUUCGCGGCCAUCAUUGACCUUGAGAAGAAGCUUGCAGCUGCAUCCCCUAGUACCGAAGACAGAGAAGACGUCACCAAAUCCUACAACCCCAUGCAUAUCGAUGAAGCCGCAGCACUUGUUCCCGAAGUCGAUUUGAAAGCAUUGCUUGCAGCCCAGGCUCCCAAGGAUACCAAGGUUGAGCGAGUCAUCGUUACAAGCCCAAACUACCUCAAGGCCUUGUCCAAAAUCGUGGCUGAGACACCUAAGGAUGUGCUUCAAAGUUACUUCAUCUGGAAAGCUGUCCAGUCCUUCUCUCAUUAUGUUGAGGCGGACGCUAUCAAGCCCUACCAACGCUUUGUCAAUGUGCUAUCUGGCAAGGACCCCGACUCUGCUCCAGAGCGAUGGCGCACAUGCGUCAACCACGUCGACAACGGCCUAGCGUGGAUUCUCAGUCGGUUCUUCGUUGAGAAGGCAUUUUCUGCCAAAGCCAAGGAGUUCGGUGACAUCAUCAUCACGGACAUCAAGACCGAAUUCACCAAAAAGCUCAAGGCGGCUGAUUGGAUGGAUGACGAUACCACCAAGAAGGCCGUCGAGAAGGUUCACAACAUCGUGCAGAAGAUUGGUUACCCAACCAAGAGCCCGGACAUUAUGGACCCGCCUACGCUUGAGCAGUACUACGACACGGUCAAUGUAUCCCCAGAUGCCUUCUUCAAGAAUGCGCUUGCUAUGCGUCGUUUUGGCGUCAAGGAAGAGUGGUCCGCUCUCGGCAAGCCCGUUGAUCGCGACCAAUGGGACAUGAGCGUCCCGACUGUGAAUGCGUACUAUAACCCUCCUGGCAAUGAAAUCGUCUUUCCGGCAGGUAUCAUGCAGUUUCCCGUCUUUGACGUCAACGUCCCUGCAUACAUGUCUUAUGGUGCAUUUGGUUCUGUUGCUGGCCACGAGUUGAGCCACGCAUUCGACAGUACAGGUCGCCACUACGACCAGAAUGGCAACUACACAGACUGGUGGUCCAAGGACACAAUCGAUGCCUUCAACCACAAGGUUCAAUGCUUUGUCGAGCAGUACGCCAACUUCACAGUCCCAGGCCCCGACGACAAGCCCCUCCACGUGAACGGACGUCUCACACUCGGCGAGAAUAUUGCUGAUGCUGGUGGUCUAUCGGCAUCUUUCCAAGCAUGGAAGCGCCGCUCAGCCGAGACACCCAACAAGAACCUCCCUGGCUUGGACCACUUCACCCAAGAGCAGAUGUUUUUCGUCAGCUACAGCAACUGGUGGUGUGGCAAGACGCGCAAGGACACUGCAAUCAACCGCAUCUACACUGAUCCUCAUGCGCCUAAGUGGGCCAGGAUCUUGGGAACAAUGGCAAACUCAAGGGAAUUCAGGGAGAGUUUCCAGUGCAAGGUUAAGGAGCCGACGUGCGAGCUCUGGUAAGUUGGCGAGGGCUGAAUGGUCAAGAAUGGCAAACAGUGCACUUCACGACGACUGGAAUUUAUGACAGACGAUCCGUUACUAUUCUCAUCAAAUGUGCAGGUGCCUUGGCGUUUCGUUUCCUCUUGCAGUCUUUGGUAGUCGUUGUAUUGGUUUAAUAUGAAUCUCAACCUGUGCCCUUUGGCGUGCAGCAUCA
Messenger RNA from Exserohilum turcica Et28A, 2478 nucleotides. RefSeq lists its product as uncharacterized. Gene Ontology annotation, molecular function: metalloendopeptidase activity. Lineage: Eukaryota; Fungi; Ascomycota; Dothideomycetes; Pleosporales; Pleosporaceae. Gene Ontology annotation, biological process: protein processing. The record is from RefSeq and is a predicted model, not a curated record. Gene Ontology annotation, cellular component: plasma membrane. The transcript is spliced from 6 exons. The coding region runs from base 30 to 2285 and encodes 751 amino acids.